Messenger RNA from Arabis nemorensis, 450 nucleotides. The record is from the annotation of a GenBank genome assembly. Lineage: Eukaryota; Viridiplantae; Streptophyta; Magnoliopsida; Brassicales; Brassicaceae.
AUGGAAUUCUCUAGAGACGCCGGAAUGAUGAUGGAGAAUAAGCGGAAUGUUUGCUCUCUCGAAGAAAGCGGCAUCAAACGCCAUAAGUCCAAUCUCUCUUUCAAUUCCAAGGAGAGGAAGGACAAACUUGGAGAACGUAUUUCAGCUCUUCAACAGAUAGUUUCCCCUUAUGGAAAGACCGACACUGCUUCGGUUCUUCUAGACGCGAUGAAUUACAUAGAGUUUCUUCAUGAACAAGUGCAGGUGCUAAGCGCUCCGUAUCUGCAAACAAUACCUGAUGCUACACAGGAGGAGCUGGAGCAGUACUGCCUGAUAAACAGAGGAUUAUGUCUUGUUCCAUUGGAGUCUACGGUAGGAGUUGCUCAAAGCAACGGGGCUGAUAUCUGGGCGCCCGUAAAGACCCCUCCAUCUCCGGCUUUCAAUGUCAACUCUCAGUCACCCUUUAGAUGA